AUGUCGGACCCUCUCCCCGCAGAGGUCGAGGCCUCGUACUCGGUCAUCAUUGACGACAUCCUUCGCGCGAGCGAUAUAAAUACCAUUUCUGCGAAGCGCAUACGAAAGGGCCUACAGGAAAGAGUCGGCGAGGACCUGUCGCAUCAAAAGGAACAAAUCACCACGCUCAUCAUGCUGCGCUUCGACAAGUUCAACAGUGAGCAGAACGGCGGCUCUGAUGUCUCGGAGCCCACACAUACGGUCGCAAAUGGCACAAAGACAUCCAACGGCGAUACAUCAGACAUGUCCAACCACAAGCGAUCGCCGCCCGAUGACGAGUCUGUGCUGUCGGGGCCUGACGAGAACCCGCCGCCCAAGAAGAAGAACAAGAAGACCAAAGUGAAAGAUGAGGAUGGCGACGCGGCAUUUGCAGCCAGGUUACAGGCAGAAGAGAAUGCGCGCAUGGGCAGGGCAACACGGGGCGGAAACACGAAGCGGAAAGCGCCCGCGCCAAAGAAGAAGGCCAAGAAGAAGAGCGCAAACAAGGUCAAAGACGACGACGACAGCGACGUUGGCUCAGGCAGUGGAGGCGAAAAGAAGAGCCCAAGUCGGAAAGGAGGCUUCCACAAACCAAUGGCCCUCUCUCCAGCCCUGUCCGAACUCCUCGGCGAAACACAACUCUCGCGGCCCCAGACGGUCAAGAAGAUUUGGGAAUACGUUAAAGCGCGUGACUUGCAAGAUCCCAAUGAUAAGCGCCAGAUUCGCUGCGAUGAUGCUAUGCGUGCUGUCUUCAAGCAAGACCGUGUUCACAUGUUUACCAUGAACAAGAUUCUUAAUCAGAACUUGUAUGCUGUGGAUGAGGUGGUGAAUUAA
Molecule: messenger RNA, 852 nt
Organism: Bipolaris zeicola 26-R-13
Lineage: Eukaryota; Fungi; Ascomycota; Dothideomycetes; Pleosporales; Pleosporaceae
Exons: 3
Coding region: 1-852 (283 amino acids)
Biological process (GO): nucleolar large rRNA transcription by RNA polymerase I; transcription initiation at RNA polymerase I promoter
Cellular component (GO): RNA polymerase I upstream activating factor complex; nucleus
Molecular function (GO): RNA polymerase I cis-regulatory region sequence-specific DNA binding
Source: RefSeq, a predicted model, not a curated record